Messenger RNA from Diaporthe amygdali, 594 nucleotides. RefSeq lists its product as uncharacterized. The record is from RefSeq and is a predicted model, not a curated record. The transcript is spliced from 3 exons. The coding region runs from base 1 to 594 and encodes 197 amino acids. NCBI's taxonomy places the organism in Eukaryota, Fungi, Ascomycota, Sordariomycetes, Diaporthales, Diaporthaceae.
AUGGCCAACCCUAACAAUUACCCGGCAAAACCGGCCGCUUUCGACCGUCUGCAGCGCACGAUUGGGCACAGAUUCGACGUCUACAGAAAAUUUGGAGAAGUCGACAUUAAUAUGGGAUCCAUGGCUUCACUCCUAGCUAUCGCAAAUCGAACGCAGCCGGUGGGCGGCGGGAUUGGCUCUUUCCAGGUGCGGCCUCCACCAGGCUCUGCUGCUGCUGCGGAACAACUCGCCGCUGCAAUCCAGAACCGAGGGGUGGGUGAGCAAGGGAUGUUUUCCAUGGACAACCCAGCUCCCCCACAGCUCAACUUCGCUAGCCAAAAUGCCGCUCAAGCAGCUGUUGAUGCGGCGAGGCUGUGGAUGGCAGCCAAUAACUUCAGUUUUGUGAAGCAGCUGGGCUGGGGUGCCGACGCUGUGGCGACAUUGUGGUACUACUCGAAUCCCCAAGGGAGCACCAGCAACGUGGUCUGCAAAACUCGAAUAUUCGGUCCUGCUUCAUUACGGGAGUUGACUAAUGAGCGACGAAAAUUGAGAAACCCCAGAGACUGGCUCGGGCGCCGCAUCUCCUUCAUCGAGUCCAGUUAUCUCAAGUCUUAG